This is a messenger RNA of Prorocentrum cordatum, 378 nucleotides long. Lineage: Eukaryota; Dinophyceae; Prorocentrales; Prorocentraceae. The record is from the annotation of a GenBank genome assembly.
AUGGCCAUCCGCGCCGCCUCUGUGCUGCUCCUGCUGGCGUCCGCGCAGGCCGCUGUGACGCACACCAGGUUCGUGUGCGGCCAGCAGACGCAGAUCUUCACCUCGACCUCCGCGAACGCUGCGGGUACCGCCGAGUUCUCGGAGAUCACCACGGAGGACGGCAAGUGCAACAUGAUCCAGAAUGCCAAUGUUGCCUCUGUCAAGUUCUGCGGCCCAGGCAAGCUGACACUUUCGCGAAUGACCUGCAGCGAGCACCACGACUACAAGGCACAGAUCGUCGAGCACAGCGCGAGCGACUACACGACCAAUUGCGAGGUCAUCAGCACGGCGGGCACCGUCGUCGACGGCUGGCUCGGCAGCUUCACGCUGAGCUGCUGA